Molecule: messenger RNA, 2805 nt
Organism: Haliotis rufescens (red abalone)
Lineage: Eukaryota; Metazoa; Mollusca; Gastropoda; Lepetellida; Haliotidae
Product: cell death abnormality protein 1-like
Exons: 3
Coding region: 90-626 (178 amino acids)
Source: RefSeq, a predicted model, not a curated record
CACCAUGCCGUGAGGCUGGUUACAUUGUACAUCAACACCGGUCCUGUGACAUCCGAGCCAGCUGUUGACCGAGAGACACUGCCACAGACAUGGCGUUUCACGUCUUCUUCUUCUCACUGCUUGCGGGGUUCUGUUUGAACACCCAAGAAGGACAUGGUUUGGAUUGUCAGGACACGUUUCCUCAAUGUCCGAUAGACAUCACCCCGUCAAUGUGUGAGCAGCCUGGAAUCGCCUCAGCGUGUUCGGCAACAUGCCAAACGUGUCAGCUCCACGAUGACGGUAAUCAGUGUGUAAGUGGUUAUGUGGAAAAACGCAACAAAUGUCAAAGUUGCGGCAAUUUGAGCCUUCAAGAAAUCUUCCAGACUAGAGAAUGUCCUCAAGGUUGUCAUCUUGGUAACUGGGGGAGAAACUGCUCCAUACCCUGUAGCCCGGGCUGUUAUGCUGGAUGUGAGAAAUGGUCGGGGCAAUGUCUUCAUGGCUGCCACAACGGCUUCUACGGUACGCACUGUGAUCUGCAUUGUGAAAACUGUGGAGCCAGUGGUCGAUGUGGUAUUGAUGGGACAUGUAUGCAUGGCUGCAAAUUUGGUUUCAGUGGAACUUUGUGUCUGGAACAUACAAAUAACUAAACACUCGCUUCACUCAGAACCACUGUAAUCUAGACUUAUGAGCUGACCAUUUGAGAUCCUAGGGGUUAAAAAUGUUAAAAAAUAUUAUUGUGCUUCAGACUGUUGACAAAAUACGACAUUGUCUGCCAAAAAAUAUACAUUGUGUACAUGUUGCAAGAUAUUUAAAAAUUAUAUUUAGGCACACAGAUUCAAUUAAAACACAUAUUGUUUUGGAGCUCUAGCUGAAAACAUUUCCAGUAACCCCUCCAAAUAUCAAUUCGUCGGUCCCUUAGCUAUAUGCUCUACAUAUCUGUACGUUCUUCACAAUAUGUGCAUUUGUUGUUUAACGCCACACUCAGCAAGACGAGUCAUAUGAUGGCGACCUGUAACUAAUCGAGUUUGCACCAGACAAUAAGCGAUGAUGAGUAAGGUCCAAUGCCGUCAGGAUACGAUGACACGCAGUCAACAAAGUCACCGAGUCUGACCACCAGAUCCGCGUAGUCGCUUCGGAUGACAACCAUAGCUUCCUAGGACCCAUUUUAACCUGCAGUCCCCACGGGUGUGGUCACAUUGUUUAUGCUUGACGUAUAUCUGAUGUGAAGUUAAAGAGUCUUAUAUUCUAAUCCGCCCGUCAUCCAUAUCUUACUUACCAUGCCCGAUCCGUCCGUCAUCCAUAUCCUACUUACUAUGCCCGAUUCAUCCACAUUCCACGUCUUUGUAUGCCCGAUUAUCCGUCGACAAUAAGAUCUUACUGCGCCCGAUCCGUCCAUCAUCCAUAUCCUACUUACUAUGCCCGAUUCAUCCACAUCCCACGUCUUUGUAUGCCCGAUUAUCCGUCGACAAUAAGAUCUUACUGCGCCCGAUCCGUCCAUCAUUCACCUUUCAUUACGCAUGGACUAUCGACAAUCCAAAUCUUACGUGCUCGAUCCGUCGACAAUCCACAUCUUACUAUGCAUGACCUGUCGACACUCCAGAACUUAAGUGUCCGAUUCGUUUGCAAUCGAGAUCUUACUAUGGACGAUCCGUCGACAAUCCACAUCUUACUAUGCACGAUCCAUCCACAAUCCAAAUCUUAAGUGCCAGAUCCGUCGACAAUCCGGAUCUUACUAUGCCCGAUCCGUCCACAAUCCAAAUCUUACUUUGCCCGAUCCGUCCACAAUCCAGAUGUUAAGUGCCCGAUCCGUCCACAAUCCAGAUGUUAAGUGCCCGAUCCGUCCACAAUCCAGAUGUUAAGUGCCCGAUCCGUCCACAAUCCAGAUGUUAAGUGUCCGAUCCGUCCACAAUCCAGAUGUUAAGUGCCCGAUCCGUCCACAAUCCAGAUGUUAAGUGUCCGAUCCGUCCACAAUCCAGAUGUUAAGUGCCCGAUCCGUCGACAAUCCAGAUGUUAAGUGCCCGAUCCAUCCACAAUCCAGAUGUUAAGUGUCCGAUCCGUCCACAAUCCAGAUGUUAAGUGCCCGAUCCGUCCAAAAUCCAGAUGUUAAGUGCCCGAUCCGUCCAAAAUCCAGAUGUUAAGUGCCCGAUCCGUCCACAAACCAAAUGUUAAGUGCCCGAUCCGUCCAAAAUCCAGAUGUUAAGUGCCCGAUCCGUCCACAAUCCAGAUGUUAAGUGCCCGAUCCGUCCAAAAUCCAGAUGUUAAGUGCCCGAUCUGUCCAAAAUCCAGAUUUUAAGUGCCCGAUCCGUCCACAAUCAAGAUGUUAAGUGCCUGAUCCGUCCACAAUCCAGAUGUUAAGUGCCCGAUCCGUCCACAAUCCAGAUGUUAAGUGCCCGAUCCGUCCACAAUCCAGAUGUUAAGUGCCCGAUCCGUCCACGAUCAAGAUGUUAAGUGCCCGAUCCGUCCACAAUCCAGAUGUUAAGUACCCGAUCCGUCCACAAUUCAGAUGUUAAGUGCCCGAUCCGUCCAAAAUCCAGAUGUUAAGUGCCCGAUCCGUCCACAAUCGAGAUGUUAAGUGCCCGAUCCGUCCACGAUCAAGAUGUUAAGUGCCCGAUCCGUCCACAAUCAAGAUGUUAAGUGCCCGAUCCGUCCACAAUCAAGAUGUUAAGUGCCCGAUCCGUCCACAAUUCAGAUGUUAAGUGCCCGAUCAUUUGUACGGAAAGAUAUGUAUCACCAUAUGUGUAACGUUCAACUGCUACAGCACAGUGGCAUUACAAUGUAGUAUUUGCCAUGCAUACAAUGCAAAGAAUAAAUUAUAUUAAUUUAAAA